AAUGGAAGAAAACUAAAAUUAUAGAAAAAUCUCUUUGUAUUAGUCUUUUAAGAUUGUCUAUCAAAAUUAUGGUCUUACAGGUUUAUAUGCAGGAUGGUAAGCUAGAAUUAUAGCUUAUUUUUGUUAAGCUCUUCUUACAACUCCCACUAUAGAUUAUUUAGAAAGAAAUUAUGGUAUUUCUAAAACUAAAAAAUAAUUAUAAUGA
Messenger RNA from Paramecium sonneborni, 205 nucleotides. The record is from the annotation of a GenBank genome assembly. Lineage: Eukaryota; Ciliophora; Oligohymenophorea; Peniculida; Parameciidae.